Messenger RNA from Haliotis rufescens (red abalone), 778 nucleotides. RefSeq lists its product as uncharacterized. Bases 72 to 698 code for a protein of 208 amino acids. The transcript has 4 exons. Gene Ontology annotation, molecular function: protein binding. NCBI's taxonomy places the organism in Eukaryota, Metazoa, Mollusca, Gastropoda, Lepetellida, Haliotidae. The record is from RefSeq and is a predicted model, not a curated record.
CCACUGUUGAUAAAGGUUGUCCUAUCUACAGUGCAUUCAUCAACGUAUGCGUCACUGUAAAAUUAAAUAAAAUGGCUUCCUAUACUGUUGUGUUUCUCUCUCUGUGUAUGUCAACAUGGACCAGCGGCGGUGCCAAGACACCAGAGACAUUUACCAUGGAGAGCAACUGUGACCAAACACUUUCCUUCUCCGAUAGCAUGAUUCUGAGGGGGAAUCUGUCGUCGUCGUGCAAUAUGGACGUGGAGACUGAUGAAGACGCGCUAGGCAUCCUCAUUGACAUCACAUCCUUCAGCCUCCCCUUGGAAUGCAACACCACGCUGGAGAUCGUAGAUCCGCUCGGGCCUCGAAUAUCCGGAACAUUGUGCGGCUCCAGAUUGGCCACCAAGGUGUUCAACACCUCUGUGCCAGCCAUAGCUCUGCAGUAUGACACGGACACAAUAGACUCCGAUGCUACCUUCACUAUCAUACUGACAUCGCUCAAACGAGGGCCUAUUGGAAGCUGCUUCAACGACGCCUUCCAGUGCAGCAACAACUUCUGCAUAGCCAAGACGUUAGCCUGCAAUGGUGUGGACGAAUGCGCUGAUAAUUCAGACGAAACUCGCGUCUGCGACAGUUCAGCCCGCCUCUCGUCUGUGCCAGUGUUGACAACGGUUGUAGCAUUAUUUGCCGUCAUAUCGGGUUCAGCCGGACAAAGAUGAUUUCCUGACCUGAAUUUUCGAUACACUGUUGUUAUAUGUGUUGUACUCAAUACAGAGGUGUGUUCCUUCUCUGUACAGCC